CUCCCCUGCAGCGACCGGAGCCGGGAGGUGGGGUCCGGAGCUGGAGCCCGAGGCUCUGAUGUCACGGAGCCGCAGGCGCCCAGAAGCACCUCUCGGGCUGGAGCUCAGGCGGCUGGAGAACCCGGGCCUUUCCCACCCAUGAUUGCGCUGCCCCCCAGCACGCGUUCCGAGUGCUCCCCGACGGCGAACCCAACAGGAAAGGCGGAGAAAUGAGCCCGCCCGCAGCCGAGCACCCUCCCAGCGUCCCCUCGACCCCGAUCCGCCGCACCGCGUAACUCUGCCGCCCCCUGCGGCCGCCGCUCCUGCGCCUCUCUCCUCUCUCGAGUGCCCGACUCUCAGAGCUUGAAGCCUCAGUGAUCUCAGAACGUUCUGGACCAUUGUUCGUCCGGGAAAGAUCACACGGAGAAGCUAACAAAGCGCCAGGAAGCGGCCAGGGUGGGACGGGGCUGGGGAGGGAAGGAGCGUGGGUGCAUUCUCGGCGCUCCAGGGGGUGCCAACCUCUAGGGCCCCGGCCUGGAGAGGGCCUGGGGCCAAUUCCUUGCCCUGAGCCGGGGCCCUCCACCUCCAGAACAGCUCCCUGGGGCUGGUCCUCUUGCCCAUGCCAUCCCCGAACUGGGGGUAAUGCCGGCGCUUGAGACAGUGUGACUAGAGAGGGCAAGUGUAAGCGGCCUCUUCUCUUGCUCCGAACUUUUCACGCAUCACGCCGUCUGUGUUCUCGAAGGCCCCGCGGAGCUAGUCUGCCCAGCGCUCAACCGCGCAGCCAUGGAGGCCCUGGGUCCGGGGCGAGACCGCGCCUCCUCAGCCUCGUCCACGCACAGCCUGGACCUGCGGCGGCUGUCCGGGCGCGCCGACUCCGCCUACGGCUCCUUUUCCGCGGCCUCGGGCGGCGCCGAGCCGCGCACGCCGUCCCCGGGCGCCGACCUCCUUCCGUACCUGGACUGGGACUACGUGCGCCUGGUGUGGGGCGGCCCGGCGCCCGCCCCGCCCGCCGCCGCCCUGCGCACCUCCCCGCAGCCCCGGCCCGCCGCCGCCGUCCGCAGUGGGCCGUGUUCCCCGCAGUUGCAGGGGGCCCCGGGGGUGCUCAGCAGGCAGGCCACCCCCCUGCUGUACGCGCUGGCGGCCGAGGCGGAGGCCGCGGCGCGCGCCGCCGAGCCGCCUAGCCCUCCGGCCUCACGGGCCGCCUACCGCCAGCGCCUGCAGGGCGCGCAGCGGCGCGUCCUCCGGGAGACGUCCUUCCAGCGCAAGGAGCUCCGCAUGAGCCUGCCCGCCCGCCUGCGGCCCGUGGCUCCCACGCGGCCCCCGACGGUGCACCCGCGCUCCGCUUCGCUCGGCCACCCGGGCGGCGAGGGGGAACCGGCGCGCUCCGGAGUCCUCGUGCCAGGAACCGCCGGCCCGGGCCGCCUCGCCAACCAGCAGCAGAAGUGGUGCUUCUCCGAGCCAGGAAAGCUGGAUCGCGUGGGCCGCGGCGGUGGGACGGCUGCGGGGUGCUCGGGUGGGGUCCGCUUCAGCUUUGGCCGAGCCGGACGCGAGCCCCAGGAAUUGCAGCAUCGGGCGUCGGCAGAGUUCGAAGGUCACGCGAUCAGGUGGCCACCCCGAGGCACGGGGGAGCCAGAAACCCGGUCCUUGAAGCUGGACGACGCCUACAGGCCCACCCGCAGGAGUCGGAGCGCUUCAGGGGAAGCUUUGGGUCCCUGGGGAGGUCCCGGAGCGGCCGCGCCGGUUACCCAGGCUGUUCCUCAAGGAGCGGACCCUCCCAGACCGUUACUCCAGACCAGACGCCCCAGGUUCCCGACUCAGAGGGAAGCUGCCACAGUGGCGUGUCCUGCAGCGGGUCCCCAGAGCAGUCCCACUGACAGCGAGCACAGGGUCCCGUCUGCCCGGCUCCCCCUCCUUCCCGACGACGAUGAUGUCUUCUUGGAAGAAGCCCUGCCCGUCAGAAUGAAAUCACCUCCAUACUCCCAUGCACGCCCAGGGCUCCCAGCCAGUGUCCAUGCCUCUGACUUGCUGUGUGGAGCUGGCUUGAGCCAAAGGCCUAACCGGGCUGCCAUCCCCCCAGAGCGCCCCUUCCAUGAGUGCCCAGAGACCGCAGGAGCAGACGCCUGCUGGCAGGGGGUGGACGGCCGUGUGGGCAUCUCCAGACCCACAUGCUGUAGCCCCGCUGGGACUGCAGAUGGCAACAUCCCAACCACAGACUGCACUGGGCUGCUGACGACUGACUUUCCUGCAGCUGCAGAGACCGACCCUCUCCAGCCUCUCCCAGCAGAUGUCCUGGGACCACCAGGCGAUGAGACCCAAGGGCCUCGUGAUGAUGCGGCCCUGGCUUGGGGCACUGGCCAGCCUGGUCCCCGACCUAUGUGGCCCAGUGCCCGCUUGGAGGAGCUGGUUCAGGAGCUGGCCAGACUGGAUCCUUCUCUGAGUGACACUCUCACCUUCUGCCCCAACCCAGAGCCCCCUCUGGAUCUGCUGGAUGGACUGAUUCCCCUGGCUGAGGUCUGGGCCGCCAUGAGGCCAGCCUGUGGCAAGGCUGGAGAGGAGGCUUCUGGGACUUCUGAGCCGGGGCCCCACCUCUCUAGAUGCAUCCAGCUCCUGCCUACUUCUCAGGAAGAAACAAGGCUUGAAAACCUUACCACCCAUGCUGUGCCUGACCAGCCAUGUCCGAGUGGCCAGGGUCUCCGAGAGCCAAAUAGCAGCAUCCACGCUAAGAAAGUGGAGCUAGCGGACCUCCUCCAAAAGAUGCUGGAGAACCUUCAGACUGAGCAGGAGCAGCUGCAGAAGGCAGCCCAGACCUGGGCCAGGAGCAGGGCUGCGCUGGAGGCCGCGGUAGGCCAGGCCUGUGCACCCCGUGACCUAGAGCGGUUCAGCCGGUUCAUGGCCGACCUAGAGCGCGUGCUUGGCCUCCUGCUGCUACUGGGCAGUCGCCUGGCCCGAGUGCACCUGGCCCUGGCCCGGACAGGGGCAGACAGCGACCCUGAGGAGCAGGCCUCUCUGUUGCAGCGUCUCAGGCUCCUGCAGCGACAGCAGGAGGAUGCCAGGGAGCUGAAGGAGCAUGUGGCGCGGCGCGAGCGGGCCCUGCGUGAGGUUCUGGUGCGGGCACUGCCAGCUGGGGAGCUGCACGCCUACUGUGCCCUCCUGGCCGGCAAGGCCGCCGUCCUGGCCCAGCAGCGCAGCUUGGACGAGCGUGUCCGGCUCCUUCAGGACCAACUGGAUGCUGUCAGGAACAGCCUUGGCCAUCGACCCUCAUCUCCCAGGCUGGCCUCCCCACCAGGGACCCAGCCUCUCCAUAAACCUCCCCUCCGGGCCCUGCUUAUUUAGCGACAGUGUGGAGGUGGGGCGCAUUACCCCUGCCGUUCCUGGCACUGCUGGGGUGACACUGGCUUGUUGGGUGCUUUCCCCUGGGGUGGGGGUGACCCAAGCUGGGCCCUCCCAGGAUACUUCUUCCAAGUGUUGUCAUGUGGCCUCGCCCAAGUCUUAUGGAUUAUUUGGAAAUUAAUUUAUGGAUUUUAUAAACUGCAGUAUUCCCCCUUCUUGUGAUGAGAGAGAGGGUUGGCCCACGUGGGCUGGAGGGAAUGGAGACAAGCAGAAUCUCAACUUAAGAUGCAGAACAGCCUCUUUUCCUUCAAUAAAAACUGUGAGGAGUGUGUG
This is a messenger RNA of Artibeus jamaicensis (Jamaican fruit-eating bat), 3642 nucleotides long. It is a transcript of the gene SHROOM1, whose product is annotated as shroom family member 1. Gene Ontology annotation, cellular component: adherens junction; apical plasma membrane; apical junction complex. The coding region runs from base 763 to 3312 and encodes 849 amino acids. Gene Ontology annotation, biological process: actin filament bundle assembly; cell morphogenesis. Gene Ontology annotation, molecular function: actin filament binding. The record is from RefSeq and is a predicted model, not a curated record. NCBI's taxonomy places the organism in Eukaryota, Metazoa, Chordata, Mammalia, Chiroptera, Phyllostomidae. The transcript has 9 exons.